AUGUCCAAAUACCACGAACACGCUCUUGCUUACAUUGACAUUGAAACGCAUAAUUUUGAGUGUGUUUUGUGUAUUGGUAUUUGCAGACAAUUUUACUUCAGGUGUUUACGCUUGGAUUGCAACUUCAGCAUCCACGAUCACUGCUAUCCAUCGCUGCCAUCGUCCAUCAAAGAUGAUUGCCACAUACAUCCCCUCACAUUUGCCGAUUAUCCAAUCAAGGGGGUUCCAGAUGAUCCCGAGGAAGAAGCAGAAUUGUAUUGCUAUGCCUGUGAAGAAGGACGAGCAUUCGACCGUAUCACAUAUUUCUGUUCAUCAUGCCACUUUGUUGCUCAUGUUCAUUGCGUGAUAACAUCGGUGAUUCAGCUGAUGAGGAUGCAGUUCUGCAUCAACUAGACGAGGAACUUAUGAGACUUGAAAAGGAUGUGCAAGCACUAAUGGCAAAAAUAGGAGAACUUGGAAAAAGACGUUUUGAGCAUAUUUCAAAGCGAACUACCUCCAGAAGAAAUUUCCUGUUGGAAAAACGAGAUCAAUU
Molecule: messenger RNA, 532 nt
Organism: Coffea eugenioides
Lineage: Eukaryota; Viridiplantae; Streptophyta; Magnoliopsida; Gentianales; Rubiaceae
Exons: 2
Coding region: 1-393 (130 amino acids)
Source: RefSeq, a predicted model, not a curated record